This is a messenger RNA of Ectocarpus siliculosus, 414 nucleotides long. NCBI's taxonomy places the organism in Eukaryota, Phaeophyceae, Ectocarpales, Ectocarpaceae. The record is from the annotation of a GenBank genome assembly.
AUGGCACGAUCACAUCCGCCGUCUUCAUUCAGUGACCUCUUCAAGCUGGGCAAAGAGGUGCUCAAGACAGAAACCUUCGUCCUUCACGAAGGUCAAACACGAGGAGAUGAAGGGAGGAAGUGCCUCGUCAAGUGCCUGUUCGUCUUCGGUCUGACAAAGGCAGAGAGGGCUCAGGUAGGCGAAGAUGUUCGAACCUUCCGAAGGGCAAAGCACCCGGCAGUGCUGGCGCUACAGGACGUCAUCGCCGAGCCAGAGGAACGAUUCUGGUACCUCAUCUACGAGCACAUGCCAGGAGGAACGCUAACAGAGCACCUCGGGACGGGCAGGCAAUUUACGGAGGGAGAAGCCAAGGCUAUGGCCGCUCGGUGUGUGCCGUUCGCCCCCGUUCAGAAAAUACGACCAGAAAAAUUAUAA